AUGUCGAUAAAGAAAGUGGGGGCAGUGGUGGCCAGUGGUUACGAGGAUGCUGAAGGUGUUGAUGAUAUCCUUAAAAGGAAUGAAGAUCUUGUUCUAAAGAAUAGUACAAAAUUGUUACUAAGGCGUCUAGAGUAUUUGAGGCUGGUGGAUGCUAAUAUGAUGGAACGUUCAAAUGGUCCCGUAAAAUCAGUCCAAUUUCACAAAAAUGCACAUUUGCUCCUUGCUGGUGAAUUAGAUAAGACGAUAAGAUUUAUUCAAAUUGAUGGAAAAAAGAAUGCUAAAAUACAAAGUAUCUUUCUUGGUGGUUAUCCAAUUUAUAAGGCUUCUUUCUUACCCGAUGGGUCUUAG
Fraxinus pennsylvanica is the source of this 348-nucleotide messenger RNA. Lineage: Eukaryota; Viridiplantae; Streptophyta; Magnoliopsida; Lamiales; Oleaceae. The record is from the annotation of a GenBank genome assembly.